Molecule: messenger RNA, 1578 nt
Organism: Tetrahymena thermophila SB210
Lineage: Eukaryota; Ciliophora; Oligohymenophorea; Hymenostomatida; Tetrahymenidae
Exons: 3
Biological process (GO): tRNA wobble position uridine thiolation
Cellular component (GO): cytosol
Molecular function (GO): tRNA binding; sulfurtransferase activity
Source: RefSeq, a predicted model, not a curated record
AUGGCUGAGUAAAAGGAAGAAGUUAUUUUAAAUUCAGAUGAUGAAGAUUAAUAUGGUUUGCCUGCUUGCGGGUCAUCAGGCGAUCCAGCUCAUAAGUUGAAAGUUUUUGAAACUAAAAAAGAUGACAAAUGUUGCAAAUCUUUAAAGAAACCAGUAGAAGGUGGUGAUUGCAAAUCAUGUGAUUGUGAUUGUAAAGAAUGCAGUUGUGAAAAGAAAGAUAAGGAAGAAAAGAAAGUUGAUGAAUCUGAAUUAGAUGAAGCUAAAAAGGGGAAGAAAAUCUGUUAUAAAUGCAAAGAAUAGGAAUCUCAAUACAAGUACAGAUAAGACUUUGCAUGCAAAAAGUGCUUUGAAAGCAAUAUAGAUCAUAAAUUUAAGGCAAAUUUGAAGUUAAAGAUUAAUUUAGGUAGAAAUGAAAAAUGUUUAGUUUGUGUUAGUGGAGGAGCCAAUAGUUUAGCUCUAGCCCAAUUAGUUUCUAACGCUCUUCAUAACUCUAUGGGAAAAAAAAUGUUUUUUGAAGCUGAAUUAUUUUAUAUUGAUGAAGAUAUUCUCUAUAAAAAGGAAAAGUAAGCAGAAAAUCUUGAAAAAGUAAAUAAAAUGGCUGAAUUAUUGAAAAUAAAGUUAACUAUUGUUAAGUUGACAGAUAUUUACAAAGAUAUAGAAAGCGAAGCAGAAAGAGAGAAUAAAUUACUUAGUUUGUUAAAGCAAUUCAAGGCUAUAGCUUCUUGCUAAGAAGAUUUAGUUAGCUUCUUCAAAACCUAAUUAUAUUUGGAAUAUGCUUUCAGAAAUAACUUUGAUAAGGUUCUUCUUGGUAACUGUGGUUAAAGACUUGCCAGUAAAAUUUUUACUCUUUUUACUAAAGGAAGAGCAGCUUCUUCAGAUAACGAAAUUUAAUUCAUCGACAAUGUCAGUUAUGAUAUUCUUGGUAGAUUCUUUGACUUACAUAAUGAAGAUAAUAAAGUAUAUAGUAAAAAAAUCCUUGGUAUUGGUAGACCAAUGAAAGAUUAUCUUAAUAAAGAAAUUAUGAAUUAUUUACAUUGUAUGGGUAUCCUUAAUUUAUUAACUGAAAGACCCUUCUACCUUUGUGAAUAGGAAAAACCAAAUCUCAAAUUACCAGGAUAUGGUAAUUUAGACAGAAUCAUGGAAAAUUUCAUUGAUAACAUCUAAGAAAACUUUGUUUCAACAACUCACACAAUCCUUCACACAAGUGAAAAAAUUAUCAAAAAAUUUGAACCUCAAAAAGGUUUAUUACAAAGAUGUCCUCUUUGUUUCUAAUUCAGAGAUAAAAUUUCUAAUGUACUAGAAAUAGAAACAUUUGAUUCCAAUUUGACACAUUCUUUAGAAGGAGAAUAAAGUGAUGGUGUUAGAACAUAAGAAACUUUAAAAUUAAAAUACUUGGAAACUGAUAAAAUCAAAAACAGAGAUAUGAGAGAAUUAGUGCUCUGCUUCGGCUGUAGAAGAAUUUUGUAAAGUCAAGUCAAGGACGAAAUAAAAAUUUUUGAAUCUGAUUUACUACCAAAUCAAAUAGUUAAACGUGCUUCAUACAUUGCAUAAAAUACAGAUAUUUUAAAGCUUUUCUGA